AUGCAUUGUAACUACAUUUCCGUACCAUCGCCGAAGGAGCAAUCGGAUUCCAGCGAGUUCGAAAGAACAACUGGCAGGAUAAGGAAUGUCACGAAGCUGCAGAGAGAAAAGAUGCCAGCCGGUCAGGUAACGCACUUAGUAAAGCAGGCCAUCGAUGUGGGUUACCGGCAUAUAGACUGUGCGGACAUUUAUGGCAAUCAGAGAGAUGUGGGCUGCGCGAUUGCAGAGAAAAUCAAAGAGGGUAUAGUGGAGAGAAAAGAUCUUUUCAUCACAGGCAAGUUGUGGAAUACUAAACACGAUCCUAAACUGGUACGAAGUGCCUGUGAAAAUGCCUUGAAUAUGUUAGGAAUCUCCUCUUUCGACAAUUACCUCAUCCAUUGGCCAACUGGCUUCGCCGACAGCGAAGAGAAUUACCCUAAAGAUGAGAAAGGCAAAACCAUAUUUUCUGACGUUGAUUAUGUGGAUACAUGGCAUGCCUUGGAGGAUUUGGUAGAUGUUGGCCUUUGUCGAACGAUAGGCUUAUCAAACUUUAAUAUUGAACAAAUAACACGCGUACUUGACGCGGCGCGUAUAAAACCCGCCAAUUUGCAGGUGGAAUGCCAUCCAUAUUUGAAUCAAAGCAAAUUGAUAGAUUUCUGCCGUCAAACUAAUAUUGUGGUAACAGCUUAUAGUCCUUUAGGAUCACCACAUUCACCAUAUGAGAAGCCAGGGUCACAUAAGCUUAUGCAGCAUCCGUUAAUCCUGCAAUUGGCAGAGAAGUAUCAAAGAGCUCCAGCGCUGGUGUUGCUACGGUAUCAGGUACAGCGUGGCAUUGCUGUGGUAACUAUGUCCACAAGUCGUGAACACAUGGCGGCUAAUCUCAAUGUAUGUGAUUUUGAGCUAAAUAAAGCGGAAAUUCAGGAGAUUAACGGCCUUGAUUUUAACGGACGCUAUAACCUAAUGCAGAACGCAAAAGGGCAUCCCCACCACCCGUUUGAAAAUUAACACAAUAAAGAAGGCUGUUGAAUGGAAUUUUUGGAAAAUUUAAACAAUAUUUGUAUGUAUAUGUGUG
Molecule: messenger RNA, 1051 nt
Organism: Rhagoletis pomonella (apple maggot)
Lineage: Eukaryota; Metazoa; Arthropoda; Insecta; Diptera; Tephritidae
Product: 1,5-anhydro-D-fructose reductase-like
Exons: 4
Coding region: 1-984 (327 amino acids)
Cellular component (GO): cytosol
Molecular function (GO): aldose reductase (NADPH) activity
Source: RefSeq, a predicted model, not a curated record